GUCCCGGAGCGGAGGCAGCGUUGCGGUGAUGGCGGGGCUGGGGUAGCAGCGUGCGCGGCGGGGAGCCGGGACGUGGGCCUGUGCAGGGUGGUGACAGGCGCCCGGGUGGCUCGUUCCUUGUCCCUGCCCAGGCGCCUGAUAUUGUCAUGAUACUCGGUAAUGGAACAACUGCAAGAUCCGGUUAUGCAAGAAGAUGCAAAUAUUAAAGCUAUUAAUGAAGAGUACAGGAAAGCCUUUAUUUUUAUCAAUAAAGGACUGAAUACAGAUGAACUGGGACAGAAGGAAGAGGCAAGAAGUUACUACAAGCAGGGGCUUGAGCACUUGCUCCGAGGUGUUAGCAUUCCAUCGCAGGGUCCUGCAUGUGUAGGAUCCCAGUGGGAGUCUGCCAGGCAAAUGCAACAGAAGAUGAGGGAGACCCUCCAAAAUGUUCAGGCUCGACUUGGCAUUCUAGAUCAAAACACCCCACCUGUACAAGCAAGCCCUGCUGCCAUGGAUGCCCCUGCUGGGGUACCCAAGUUGUACCCAUCCAUUCCUCCCAAAGAAAAACCGGAAAGACCACCAGCCCCUAAUUCUCUGUUGGUACCAAGUCAGCCGCCCACAGCAGAUAGAAGCAUUGCAGCUGUGAGCCAGGGACAAAUUCCAGCUGUGAGUCCAUCACCUGCAAAACCUCUUUGUCUGCCAAAUGAAGCACCUCCUGCCUAUACCCCUCGAGCUACCAAUGGCCAUUUUACUGUGUCUUAUGGCACGGACUCUGGGGAGUUUUCUUCUGUAGGUGAGGACUACUACAGUAAGUGUACUCAGCCACCUCCCCUUGAAAACCUGGGAGUGGAUGCAGAUGAGCUGAUUUUGAUUCCCCGAGGAGUACAGCUGUUCUUUGUGACUCCUGAUGGGCAGGUUAGUGCUCCUUCGUACCCUGGAUAUCUACGCAUUGUGAAGUUCUUGGAUGCAGAUAGUGAGACAGCCCAGAAUCGUCCACCUGCGUUUCUUCAGGUUUGUGACUGGUUGUAUCCUCUAAUGUGUAACCAGUCUCCUGUUCUGUGUUGCAAUACUGGAGUCUACAUGUUCCCUGACAUGAUGUCUCAGGUACCAGGAUCCUACGUGGGAGUAGUGUUGUCUUCAGAACUCCCAGAAGCUGACAGAGAGCUGUUUGAGGAUCUCUUAAAACAGAUGUCCAACCUUCGCAUCCAGGUGCCAGGAUCCCAUGAGAGAGUAGGGUUAUCUUCAGAGCUCCCAGCAACUGAGAGAGCACAUUUUGAAGAUAAAUUUAAACAGAUGUCUGUCCACAAAGUCCAGCCUUCCGAAGCCUCCAGUGAUGCCAUUAACUUGCCUCAGACUGUACAUAUCCAACCAGAACCCGAAGGAGCAGAAAAUCAGAAAGAGUUGCCAGAAUGGAGUGAGAGAGUUGCCCACGGAAUUUUGUCAGGUGCAUCUUGGGUAAGCUGGGGCCUAAUGAAAGGAGCAGAAUAUACUGGUAAAGCUAUCCACAAAGGAGCUUCAAAACUGCGAGAACACAUUCAACCAGAAGAAAAACCUCUGGAAGUCAACCCAACUGUAGCAAAGGGGCUUCAUGUAGCAAAACAGGCUACUGGAGGAGCUGUGAAAGUCAGCCAGUUCUUAGUUGAGGGAGUAUGUUCUAUAGCAAGCUGUGUUGGAAGGGAGCUGGCUCCACAUGUGAAGAAGCACGGCAGCAAAUUAGUUCCAGAAUCCCUUAAGAAAGAUAAAGAUGGCAAAUCCACUUUUGAUGGUGCUCUGGUGGUAGCAGCAAGUGGAGUUCAAGGAUUUUCAACAGUGUGGCAAGGUUUAGAAAGUGCAGCUAAGUGCAUUGCUAAAAGUGUUUCAACUGAGACUGUAAAAACUGUCAAAUACAAAUAUAAAAAUAGGAGAGAUGGAGAUCAGCAGUCAACAGCCACUAAGACUGAAAAACAAUAAGUAUGGAGAAGAUGCUGGCCAUGCUACAGACAAUGCCAUGAAUUCUGCAAUCAACGUUGGUGUGACAGCACUUAACAUUGACAAUCUUGGUAUCAAAGCUGUUGUAAAGAGAACUGCAAAGGAAACCGGUCAUGCUGUGUUAGAUAACUAUAAAGUAUUAGACAGUGAGAAGAAAGAUAAAAAAUGAAAGCAAUGGAGUAUUUCUCAAAGCCUUACAUCAGAGAUGAAACUUCCUAUUUAGAAAUAACUACAUUGCUAAUCUGCAAUUUAACACAAAUCACAGUGUACUUCUCAAGCAACCUUUAUUUAGUUUGACAGGAAAAUGUAAAAGCAGGGAAGGCACUCAUGGAAAGGAAGAUGAAAAGUUGUCUUAAUUCUUUGUUCCAUGUUGAACGAGGCUAUUAAACAACUGGAUUAGAGCUUUAGACGACUGGAAAGAUAUGAGUUUGCAGUUAAUAAACUUGCCUCUGUAAGCACUUUUUCAAAAUAUAAAAUGGAAUAAUAUAUUAAUAGAGAAAUACUACAGUGGAUAUUUUUGUAAUGCUUUGUAUUUGUAAAGAAGGUGAUGAUAUAGAACUACUUGGAUUAUUAAUUCUGAAACAAAUAGGACUACUAGUUUUGUUUUUUAACCUUCUUUAAUAAUUUUACUAAAACAGCCUUCUCUUAUUUAAUAUGCACUACAAUAACCUUUGUGUUUCAGUGUUUUGUAGGAAAUUUCUCUUUACAGCUACCAAACAGCUAAUCUUAUCCAAAGUUUUUGUCAGAAGAAAUAAAAUAUGAACCUCAGGUAACUAGGUAGUUAGUCCCUUUAAAACUAUUUUUUUUUCCAUCCAGCAUAUAAGCAAACCAAAGAUAAUCAAGCAUUUUUUCUAAAAGAGGGUAUUUACAACUCUAGAAAAAUGUAUUCUCCAGUUGACCCCUAAGGAAUACGCAAAGAUUUUUUUGAAAUUGAGAUUUUUUGUGUAGAGAGGAUAAGUAUGUUUUUGCAUAAAUUAUUUUUCUGUGAAAACAUUCUGUAGAGGACACUAGGAACUUCUAUGCAUUCUGUACUUUUCAGCCAAUCUAGAAGGAUUUGGAGUAUAUAUAUCAUAGCCUCCUAAUGAGAGGCAAUUAUGUAUUUGCUUCAACAAGUAGUUCUAACAGCAUCUUUAUUCCAUUAAAUUCAUAGUUGCACAAGGUAAGUCUUUAAAGAGUGUGAAGACAAGGCCUUUUAAUGAAGAGAUGGGUGUGAAAUAGACUAGACGUGACCAUGUAGGUUUUUCAUCCUGUUCCUAGUGAAGUGUGAAAUAACUCCAUAUGUAGAACCCUUGAGAUUAUUAAUUAAUUAACUGCUACUUAAUUAACAAUACAUUAUUGAGUUUUAAAGCUGAUGCAUGUUCUAAUAUUGGCUGUACCUGCAACAAAGGCAACACCAUCAAUUUACAGCUUCUCUCCAUUUCAUGUAAAUUGAGAAAAUACAUAAAAAUGGUUGAUAGCAAAGGCUGUUUGCAUCAUAUUGAAAAAAUACAGUUACAACUAACAGGUGCACAUUUUGUGGUAGCCACUGUAGGUGUUUACUUUGGAUGAAAAAUGUGAAACAAAGGAUCUAACCACUUGAAGUGUAACUUUGAUUUAUGGAAAUAAAGAUGAAAGUAAAAUUGGUUAA
Columba livia (rock pigeon) is the source of this 3574-nucleotide messenger RNA. It is a transcript of the gene SPART, whose product is annotated as spartin. The record is from RefSeq and is a predicted model, not a curated record. Lineage: Eukaryota; Metazoa; Chordata; Aves; Columbiformes; Columbidae. Gene Ontology annotation, biological process: negative regulation of BMP signaling pathway; cell division. Bases 160 to 1929 code for a protein of 589 amino acids. The transcript is spliced from 10 exons. Gene Ontology annotation, cellular component: plasma membrane.